ACCACGGUAUCCUGUAGCCUCAUUAAAAUAACGAAGAUGCGGAAAAGUGUUGCGGGCUGAAAGCUGGAGCUGCCGGACAAUCGCGGGAGACCUGCACCCGGCGGACAGUGUGGCUGUCACUCGGGUUGAACUUUGGCUGCUGAUGCCGCUGUUCCCCCCGCUGAGGCUCCGGAGAGGCGGCACUAACUCCAGGAGCUGUCCGAGGUAGGAGUCUCUCCCCCGGUGUCCUUCAUCCGAGCCGCAGCCGCUCAUCUCCUCCGCCACCGGCAGGGAGUGCACCAGUGUGUCCCUCUCUGAAGCCACACAGCUUCCAGUACCCACUGGCUGUCGUCAGUGGAUGCUUAUACGAAGAACAAGUCAAAAUGCCUUCAAAGCAACUCAGUAGAAAAGAGCGAAGGAUGCUCUACACCUCACUGGCCGGAGAGCUGGUGAUCAUGGCCGGGACCGUCAUGCUGGCCUACUACUUCGAGUACACCGACACCUUCAGCGUGCACGUGCAGGGCUUCUUCUGCUACGACACCACCUACACCAAACCGUACCUGGGACCGGAGGACAGCAGCGCCGUCCCGCCCGUGCUCCUCUACGCUGUGGUGGCCGGACUGCCCACGCUGCUGAUCACAAUAACAGAGACAGUGCUGUUCCUGGUCCAGUACACAUCCAAAGAGUUUGACCGCUCAGAGAAGACGGUGGCCACGGGGGACUGCUGUUACCUCAACCCACUAGUGCGCAGGACCUUCCGCUUCCUUGGAGUCUACACCUUUGGCCUCUUCACCGUUGACAUCUUUGUCAAUGCAGGCCAGGUAGUGACGGGAAACCUGGCCCCCUACUUCCUGACGAUCUGUAAGCCAAACUACACAGCACUGGGCUGCCAGCAGGCUCUGCGCUACAUCAGCCACCAGGAGGCCUGCACGGGAAACCAGGACGACAUCCUACGAGCCCGUAAAACCUUCCCGUCCAAGGAGGCCGCGCUCAGUGUGUACGCUGCACUCUACCUGGCUAUGUACGUGACCUGUACGGUGCAGGCGAAGGGCACUCGCCUGGCCAAACCGGUGCUGUCUCUCGGGCUCAUGUGCCUGGCUUUCCUCACCGGUCUGAACCGCGUGGCUGAAUACCGCAACCACUGGUCGGACGUCAUCGCUGGCUUUAUCAUCGGCACAGCCAUUGCCGCAUUCCUGGUGGUGUGUGUGGUCCAUAACUUCAAAGGCAAGCUACUGCUGAGCGAGGAGUCCCCCAUGGAGCAGCGGCCCAACACAGCCAUGCUGAGCAUGGGCCGGGUGGAGAGUCCUCUGGAGAAGUACAUCGCCUCGCAGAAUCACAUCGCCUUCGCUGAGGUCACAUGACGUGGAGUCCGCCGUGUGGCAGACCCAUUGGACAUCCACUCUCUUCACCGUCCAAUCCAAUUAAAUGGAGUGCAACGCUAAACCCAUUCUCUGUGUGUGUCAGGUCUGCGGCAUGUUGUUCUAUGUUGUCUUUACCAGGUCCCUGUUGCCAUUUGCAGCUUCUCGUAUUUAAGGAAAAAAAGAAGAGUCAGUUACUCAGCAGGACACGUCGCUUCGUGUUCUUCAUCUAUGCACUUACUCUGAAUCCUUGACAGAAUCAAGCUUUGCAGUGAGGCAAAGCCUGGAACUUGUUGCACAUUGUGGGACACUAGAAGAACAAGUGAGGAGCUAAAGUCACUAUAUCAACUCUGCCUAGGUCAAAUAUGUUCUCUUAGAUUGCUUAUUUGUGUUUACAAAAAGAUGGCUAUAAGGAAAACUAUCUUGUCAGUAAAUUCAAUGACAGAGAGAAAACCCUUGAUUAUGUUCAGUUAAGUGAAGUUCAUCUCUGUGAGCUUUUUUCAUUGCUGUUAUCACUUUUAUAGACUGAUAUCAGAAAUUUGCAUUAAAUGCUGGGUCCAUAUUUAUCAAAUGAGUUCAGGUGAAAUUAAAGAUAAAAGAAAAGAUCCCUUACUUACAUGCUUAAUUUCUUUUGACUUAAAAUGCUCCUAAAUGUAAGUGCGCUCCAAAGGUCUUAAGUCAUUCACCUUGUGGAGGCUAAAUAAACCUGAGCAGGGUUUACAAGCAAAGAAAACAAAAAAUCACAUUGUUGACCAAUGUGAAUAUUUUAUCUUUCUUUCUCUCGUUAGCCAAUGAGAUGAUUGGCCUGCUGACUGCAGCUUAGCGGGUUAUUAUUAGCAUUUUCCCGGCUAGCAGGCAGUCAUCAUGCAGUAAGCUUCCUGCAGCACGUGUUUGUAAAGAAGAAAUGUGUGAAUAAGGUCCCUUGUUGAAUAUCUUUCCAAGUUUCCAAGUUUUUGAAGUGCAGUACUUUGAUAAAUAUGGGCUCAGAACAAAGUAGCAAAUUUGGAACUAACUCUCUGUGUUUGUAUUCAUCUGUCAUUUUGUUUCCUGAACAUCUCUAUAAGGGUUUUAGAGUGUGUGUGUGUACAGUGUAUACUUUAUGCAGGCAAGUCCAACCAAUGAAAACACUAACUGCAUUCAAACAAAACUGUCAAGGGUUUCUCAGAUAAACCAGACAAUCACAACCUCGCCCUCUCUUUCUUUUUCUCUGUUUCUCUUUCAUCUUUAACUUCCUUUGAAAAUCGACAAUUGAGUUCUCCCUAUUUUGUCAGAAAUAGUAUUAAUUCAUGACCUGCAUCCUGAAACCACAACAUAAAGACAUGCUGAGCUGCUGAGCUGCCUUCACACUGAGCUAACACACUGUCUCCACUUUCAUCUCACGGCAAUUUGGGUCAUGAAGGCCUCUGAUCAUCGGCAAGGCUGCAAAUGUUUGUGUUGCACAAUUUUUUUCUCAUGUAGCUCAGUAUAACUUUUAACGUGACAAAAUCAUCUAGUUGGAUUUACACAUUAAUUAUUGUAACUAUCAAUAAUGGACAUAAUACAUUUUCUUUUAAUGUAUAAAUGUUUUGUACAAUUGAAAAUUCUGCCAUAUUUCUGUUAUACCCGUUGUGUUAGAAGACUUGAUUUUUGUUGUUUUUUAAGUUUUUUAGACAUGAAAAUGGCCACAAUUAUUGGUUUUAUCCCACAUUUUAGAAACUCUUUGCUAAUCUCCAGAGUCAGAUGAGAAUGAUUAAUCUCAGAGCACAUAAUACAAAAAAGAGGACCUAGUUUAGCACAUAAACUGGAUGCCAGAAAAUAGUAUAUAUAGUUAUAUUUAAUGUGUCAAAUAUAAGAUAAAAAGAUACAUGAAAUAAAUUAGUUCAGAGUGGAGUCGAAAGUUGUAUUCUCUCUAGACUAUAGUGCUGGACUAUGUGGACACAAAUGAUAUCUACAUUCUCAUGUUACUCUGAGCAACACAUUUGCAACAAAAUUUAACAAAAGAACAAAAAUAUUUCCAGGGAGAAUGGUAAAUGGUCUGUAUUCAUGUAGUCUUGAUGACCAGUUAAAGCGCUUCACAGUGAAGCGUUUGCCGUUCACUAUCUUGGCCAAGGACAUCCUGAAUGGAGAAUGAGGAAGACUGGGAUCAACCUUCUGUUUAGAAGACGACCGCUCGAUCCCCUCAGCCACCCCAGGGUUAGGGUUAGAGAACAAUAUGAUAAUGUGAGGGACAGUAAACCAACAAGAAAUUCACACUUUAAACAUGGAAACAGUUAAAGUUUAGCUUUUGGAUUUGACUUGAGCCUGAAAAUUAUCAGAGUUUUUGUUAUCAACAUUAAUAGAACCACUCUGAAUAAAGUGAACAGGUCGCUUUUAUGUAAGGAAUUACAGAGAAUUAUCACCCAACUAACAGGCUUUUUCUGCUCUUUGCCCUCUUUGAACUCAUUUGUUUAAUUUUACUGUAGUUUAAGUGACUGAGUAUUUGUCAUCAACAACCACAGAAAGCUAAGCUUUGGGAUACUACCUGGCUGCUAACAUCAGUUUGUGACUAGUAUUUACUACCAAUUCUGUAUCAUCACAGAGCUAACCAUCUGUCUUUGAAAACCAAUUACACAUUGUUCUAGAAUCAUCAAAGACCCGGCCAUCUGGUUUAUCUAUUAUUUAGAUUGUACAGGACACUUCAUACAAACCAAUGUGUAUUUUUGCUUGCAUCAAUGCUUAUUGAACUUUUCCAGCUGUGUCACUGUGUCAAAACGUGGAAAAACGGGUCAAACAUCUUUUUAGUCACAUCAUUUUGUAUCUUUUCACUUGUUUUUGAAAACCUCUCUCUCUUUAUAUAUAUAUAGAGAGAGCGAGAAAGAGAGAGAGAGAUCUUGUCUCUCUUUUAGAUUGUUUUGAUGAAUCUUUCUGCCCCUAGUGGCCAAAAGUGAAUAAAUGCAGCUUUAACUGGUUUAUUUAUUGUCUAUCAAUAUUAACAUAUUAAAUUUGAUAUUAAGUAGUAACUAAUAUUAAUGUUGCUUAUAAUGGUACACACAUUGUAUAUAUGCAGUGAACCUAAUCAUUUUUCCCUGUAGCAAUAACUUGUCAGACUUGCUUUCCCAUCGGCAGAGAGGAGAGGAACACAGUAAAGGUCUAAUUCUGUUACCCCUUCAAAUCUCUAUUUUUGUAAUAAUCACUAAAGCACUUAUGAAUAAGGACUCCGGGCAGGAACAUGCAAAAAGCAGCACUUUAAAUCAUGCUGUAAAUCCUCUCAUUGCUAAUGAAAUGCCACCAAUGUCUCUGCUGCUUGAAAACAAACAUCAGACUGAAUAUUCAGGACUGUCAGCUCAAAUGUGCAUUGCAACAGCCGUCCUGGCUUAAUUAAAGGAGAAGAGAACUGUAAAAAUAUAUAUGUUCAAAUUAUAAAUAUAUAUAGUAUAACUAUCUCUAUACACUAACAAACACACAACACACACAUACACACUCACACGCUACACACACAGACAAACGUGUGUGUUUAUGUGUGUCAUAUUCUACAUUAAUGCUGUCUAUUUUCGUAUGACUGUGCACUGUGUGAGUGAUCACAAUAUCUUUAAGCUGUUAUUACUUCAUGUUAUUUUACUGAAAUGAGAUUUCAUGUUACUGUUCAAAGUUACAAUGACAUUUUUAUACUGUGUUUUGUGAGUAGUGACAUUCAUGUUUGUUAUGUUCUUAUUUUGUUCCUUACCCUACCAAACAUUUCACAUUUUUCCUGAAAUGACUUUGUUCUGAGACAUAAGUCACAGAUGUUUCUUAACUGGUGGUUUUUAUCUUUGUUUCCUUUACUCUGUCAUGUGAUUUGUCAUGUGAUUUAUAUAUAUAUAUUUAUAAAUAUUUUUUUGCUUCUAGUGGAUCAUUUUGUAUGGAUGUUGUUUCUCUCAUUCUAUCCCUGUUCUUUUUAUAUUAUGCAUAUUUCUUUAAAAAACAAAUGUUCUUUUCAACUUAAGUUCAAACUGUGACCUUUUACACUGUAAAAUACAGAAUUUACAGCCUUUGAAUAAAAAACAUUGAAAUGA
Messenger RNA from Hippoglossus stenolepis (Pacific halibut), 5347 nucleotides. RefSeq names its product phospholipid phosphatase-related protein type 5. Gene Ontology annotation, molecular function: phosphatidate phosphatase activity. The record is from RefSeq and is a predicted model, not a curated record. NCBI's taxonomy places the organism in Eukaryota, Metazoa, Chordata, Actinopteri, Pleuronectiformes, Pleuronectidae. The transcript has 8 exons. The coding region runs from base 363 to 1340 and encodes 325 amino acids. Gene Ontology annotation, biological process: phospholipid metabolic process; signal transduction; phospholipid dephosphorylation.